GCGGGUCCCGCCGGGAGGAGGCGACGGGCGGCGCGGGCGAGGACAGGCCGCCUGCCAUGGACGCGGAGUACUACGGCGGCGACCAGUCAGCAGAUGAUGGUGGUGCUACCCCAGUACAGGAUGAACGGGAUUCAGGGUCAGACGUUGAGGAUGAUGUAAAUGAGCAGCACUCCGGAUCAGACACUGGAAGUGUAGAACGUCAUUCAGAGAACGAACCAAGUGAUCGAGAAGAUGUCCUCAACCAAAGGCGCCGUGCGCCAGACUCUGACAACGAUGACCCCGCACAUCUUAAUGCCAGUGACUCUGAGAUUGAGGAGCUGCAUAGGCAGAAGGACAGUGACUCUGAAUCUGAAGACCACGCAGAGCCUCCUGCAAGUGAUUCCGAGAAUGAGGAUGCCAAUCAGCCUGGGAGUGACUCUGAGAGUGAGGAGCCCAGGAAAUUACCUGCCAGCGACUCAGAAAAUGAGGAACUUCUUAAUGGUCAUGCAAGUGACUCUGAAAAUGAAGAUGCUAGAAAGCAUCCUGCCAGUGAUUCAGAGAUUGAAGAGCUCCCCAAAAGUCCUGCUAGUGACUCUGAAACGGAGGAUACUCUGAAACCUCGAAUCAGUGACUCCGAGAGUGAGGAAGCUCCAAGGCACCAAGCCAGUGACUCUGAAAAUGAAGAGCUUCCCAAACCUCGAAUUAGUGAUUCUGAAAGUGAGGAGCUUCCCAAGCCCCGUGUCAGUGACUCAGAAAGUGAGGAUCCCCCAAGGCACCAAGCCAGUGACUCUGAGAAUGAGGAGCUUUCCAAGCCUCGUAUCAGUGACUCAGAAAGUGAGGAUCCCCCACGGCAUCAACCUAGUGACUCAGAAAAUGAAGAGCUUGCCAAACCGCGUAUCAGUGACUCAGAAAGCGAGGAUCCCCCGAGGCACCAAGCCAGUGACUCUGAGAAUGAGGAGCUUCCCAAACCCAGGAUUAGUGAUUCGGAAAGUGAGGACCCCCCAAGGAACCAGGCCAGUGAUUCUGAAAAUGAGGAGCUUCCCAAGCCCCGAGUCAGCGACUCUGAGAGUGAGGAGCCUCAGAAAGGACCUGCCAGUGAUUCAGAAACUGAGGAUACCUCCAGACACAAAGAGAAACCAGAGUCAGAUGACAGUGAUGGGGAGAAUAAGGGAGAGGAUGCGGAAAUGCAGAAUGAUUCCUUUCAUUCAGAUACCCACAUAGACAGGAAGAGAUUUCACAGUUCUGACAGUGAAGAGGAAGAACCCAAAAGGCCAAAAAUUGACAGUGAUGAAGAUGAAGAAAAAGAGCAGGAGGAGAAAGCAAAGCGGAAAGCUGCCGUGCUUUCUGAUAGUGAAGAUGAGAAAGCAUUGGCAAAGAAGAGUCGCGUUGUUUCUGAUGCAGAUGACUCUGACAGCGAUGUUACAUCAGACAAAUCAGGCAAAAGAGAGAAGACUGUGGCUUCUGACAGUGAAGACGAUGCAGGGAAAGAAGAGUUGUCUGAUAAGAAAAAUGAAGAGAAGGAUCUGUUUGGGAGUGAUAGUGAGUCCGGGAAUGAAGAAGAAAAUCUUAUUGCAGACAUAUUUGGAGAAUCUGGUGAUGAAGAGGAAGAAGAAUUUACAGGUUUUAACCAAGAAGAUUUGGAAGAAGAGAAAAGUGAAACACAUGUGAAAGAAGCAGAAGAUUCAGAUUCUGAUGAUAAUAUAAAAAGAGGGAAACAUAUGGACUUCCUGUCAGAUUUUGAGAUGAUGCUACAGCGGAAAAAGAGCAUGAGUGGCAAACGCAGACGCAACCGUGACGGAGGCACUUUCAUUAGUGACGCCGACGAUGUUGUGAGCGCCAUGAUUGUCAGGAUGAAUGAAGCUGCUGAGGAAGACAGACAGUUGAAUAAUCAAAAAAAACCAGCACUGAAAAAAUUAACAUUGUUACCUACUGUGGUCAUGCAUCUUAAGAAGCAGGACCUAAAAGAAACAUUUAUUGACAGUGGUGUGAUGUCUGCCAUCAAAGAAUGGCUUUCACCUCUACCAGAUAGGAGUUUGCCAGCAUUAAAGAUUCGAGAGGAGCUGUUGAAGAUUCUGCAAGAGCUACCUAGUGUGAGCCAGGAGACCCUGAAACAUAGUGGGAUUGGACGAGCAGUGAUGUAUCUCUAUAAACAUCCCAAGGAAUCAAGGUCCAACAAGGACAUGGCAGGGAAAUUAAUCAAUGAGUGGUCUCGCCCUAUAUUUGGUCUUACCUCAAACUACAAAGGAAUGACAAGAGAAGAAAGGGAGCAGAGAGAUUUAGAACAAAUGCCUCAAAGACGAAGAAUGAGCAGCACUGGUGGUCAGACUCCCCGGAGAGACCUGGAGAAGGUGCUGACAGGAGAGGAGAAAGCUCUUCGACCUGGAGAUCCUGGAUUUUGUGCCCGUGCAAGGGUCCCAAUGCCCUCAAACAAGGACUAUGUUGUCAGGCCAAAGUGGAAUGUGGAAAUGGAGUCAUCCAGGUUUCAGGGGACCUCCAAGAAGGGCAUCAGUCGACUGGAUAAACAGAUGAGAAAGUUCACAGAUAUCAGGAAAAAAAGCAGAUCUGCACACGCAGUGAAAAUCAGCAUCGAGGGCAAUAAAAUGCCGUUGUGACCUUGCCUGGGUUAUGUCCCUGUCUCUCAGAAAUGCGCAAUGGACUCUGGAGAAAGAAGAUAUUUUAAAAAAAUUUUUAGUGUAUCUGUAAAUGUUUAUGCUUGUAUCAGAUGUUGUCAUAGGACUUGGAUUUCUCUCAGUGGUAUUUAAAACCGUUUGUUGUGUACUUUGUACAGAGGAAUACUAGUCAUACUUCUAUAAACUUUACACAAUAAAAUUCCGUUCUGGUUUUGGGGGGCUGUCUCUUCAUUGUCUUGGAAAGGGUGAAAACUGUCUGAGUGAAAAGAAAAAACUUAGAAAUUGCAAUGGUUUAUGACCCUUCUGUUUUUAAUCCUACUCAACUGGUAUACAAAAUUUGGGCUCUGUCCUAGGUUUUGGACAUGGAGCUUCUAAAAUCCUUUUUGACUUCCUGGACGACAGUAUUGUUUUUGUGAUGCUAAUGAAGUCUCAUGCUAGACCCCUCCCUGCGUAGCUUUAGUAGGGCAUUAGUGACCAGAAAGACCUACCACAUAAGGUUAAGACUUGGGGCAGUCCUGACCUGUGGGAGCGGGAAAUCUUGGAAGUUACUCAGUUGUGCCACCAGUGGUUUAAUCAUUGACACGAGUGGGCAGGCCCAAAUUAAAAACUCUGAACACUGAAGUUUGGUGGAACUCCUGAUUGGUGAACAAACAUGCUAACCAGGGUGACAUGCCUUGAUUCCACAGAGGGUGUGGUAGCUCGUGAGCUUGCCCCACACCUUUGCCCUGUGUGUCUCUUCACUUGGUUGUGAGUCCUACUUUGAGUCCUUUAUAAUAAAACUAACCCUAAAUAUAGUGCUCUCCUGAAUUCUGUGAGUCAAUUUAGUGAAUUCUGAAACCUGAGGAAACUCUCGAAUUUGUAGCCUGUCAGUCAAAAGUGGGAGUUUGAGCUUACCACGUGAGGCUGGCAUCCAAAAGUGUGGCCUGCCUAAUGGAAGACCCAGCCCUUAAACUUGUGGAGUCUCUGAAUUUGUGGUGGUUGGUGGCAGAAUUGAAUCACAGUAUUCUAGUUGAGGUUAAGACCAGAUACCAGCAAAAUCCUAGUAUUUCUCUUGUUAGGAAAACUCCAUUUGAUUUGAAUAAAGUUUUCUCUUUGGUGGGUGCUAUAAUGAAAAGAAGGUUGAGAAAUGUUGUCUUAAAGGAGAUAGGAAUAGAGUUGAAAAUCACUAUACCAGUUUAGAGCAGUUGGAGUAGAGAUAAGAAUUAUGGCUUACAGCUACAUUGUACUAUUUUUGUGAUGCUUUCUAAUUAAUUUGCAGAUUUAAUUGUGAACAAUCUGAUUAGUCAAAAUGACUAAAUGCAAGAAAAUUUCAUAGUACUUUUCAAUGUAGAAUCCCCUGAUACGUAUUUGGAUAGAGAUCUGGCAACCUUGAUUUUCAAAAAAAAAAAAUGAAUCUUACUGCCCAUAAAAGCUUUUGAACAACCAAGAUAGCAUGACGUUCACUCCUGCUGUUUUUAUUCAUGAUCUUAGAAUCUUUUCACAUUUACUUUCAACAAACUUAAAAGCACAAAUGUGACACUCAGGCCCGUUAGCGCAUCAGGUGAUCACUAACUGCUUGAGGGAGAUGGCACAGCAACUUCCCUGCACUGUCCUGCUCCAUAGAAAUGCCAUCACAGCCACUUGUGAGAACAACAAAAAAAUAAGCCAUUUAUAAAAGCAGCUGAUGGUGACUGAUAAUUAAAAAUUCUGAAGAAAGGUAAGAAAGUGCUUUUUAAAGCAUUAAAGUUAACUAAUAACAUUUUGGCAUUUAAUGAGAUAUGCUCCAGUUAUCUGAAAAUUUAACCUAUUACUUGGUGGUGCCAAGUAAUAAGGUGAUAAUUGUACCUGAGGAAUUCAAAAUUAGAUUUUCCUUAAGAAAAAAGUAUAAGCAAUCCUGGUUGUAUGGCUUAUUUAGAAAGUCUAAAACUUGGCCAGCCAAAUCAACUUUCACAAAUUUUUCGAAAAUAUUUCCAAGUUAACAAUAGUGAAAAGCCCUGUACUCUUCAUCUGUAUUUACCAAAUGUUACCAUUUUGCCACAUUUUAUCACAUGAGUAAUUUGCUGCCAAGUUACCUCUUGAUCAUAUUAAGCAUAUUUCCCCCAAAAACAGCUUUAUUCCAUGGUGAUAUUAACUUUGACCACUGGGGUAGAGUGAUGCAAGCUCACCUUUUCAGUUUCAAAACAUUUUGAAUUGCAACUUACUUUUAUUUUGAAUUAUAAAUAUGUAAAAUACAUAAAAGUUGCCAUCUUUUCCACAGCAAAUGACAUUCAGUUGUGCAGCCAUCGCAACCCUCCAUCUCCAGGUGUCUUCAUUAUGCAAAAUUGAAAGUACCCAGUAAACACAAACUACCUUCCCCUCUCCUCCCAACCCUGACAACCACCUAUUUUUUUAAUCUGAUUUGUACUGUUAACAGGUGUCUCAUGUGAACUCAUUUUUUUUUGGACUGGCUUUUUCCACUUCAUAACAUUCUCAGGCUUCAUAUUUGUUGUAUGUAUAAGAAUUUCCUCCCAUUUUAAAGCUGAAGGAAUAACUCUACUGCAUGUAUGUAUGUUUUGUAUCCAUGCCAUUUCCACUGUCAUGAAGAUUCCCCCAGUGUUUUCUUCUAAGAGUUUUAUAGCUUUAACUCUUGUACAUCUUUGAUCCAUUUACUUUGUGAAUCAACUGUUGAACUCAUUUUUCUUGCAUGUGGAUAUCCAAUUUUCCCAGCACUUUCUUGAAAAAACUUCAUCACUGAAUGGUCUUGGCAACUUUGUCAAAAAUCACUUGACCAUAUAUGCCUGGUUUCAUUUCUGGACUCCAUUCCAUUGAUUUUUGUGUCUAUACAACACUAGUUUGACUACUGUAGUAAAAUUUUUGAUGAUGUGGUAAAAAUUUGUAUAGCAAAUUUUGAAAUCAGAAAAUGAGUCUUCCAACUUUGUUCUUUAGGCUAAUUUGGGAGGGCCCUUGAGAUUUUAUAUCAAUUUUUGGAUGGAUGAUUCUUUUUGCAAUAGAUACAUGUUGGAAUUUUGAUACGGAUAGCAGUGAAUCUAGCUCAUUUUGGGUAGUAUUGACAUCUUAACUCAUGAGCACAGAUGAUACCUUUAGUUCCAACAUUUUGUCAUUUUUCAGGAUACAGUCUUUCACCUCCUUGGUUAAGUUUAUUUCCAAAUAUAUUUUUAUUAUUCGUAGUAUUGACUUUGCUGAAUUCUUACAAGCGGUGUGUGUGUGUGGUGGGAGAUCUUUGGGCAUUUUAUAUACAAGGUCACACCUAUUCCUUUUCAA
Molecule: messenger RNA, 5849 nt
Organism: Talpa occidentalis (Iberian mole)
Lineage: Eukaryota; Metazoa; Chordata; Mammalia; Eulipotyphla; Talpidae
Gene: IWS1
Product: interacts with SUPT6H, CTD assembly factor 1
Exons: 14
Coding region: 57-2591 (844 amino acids)
Biological process (GO): poly(A)+ mRNA export from nucleus
Cellular component (GO): nucleus
Source: RefSeq, a predicted model, not a curated record